Messenger RNA from Solanum stenotomum, 893 nucleotides. Its product is annotated as embryo-specific protein ATS3A-like. Gene Ontology annotation, molecular function: protein binding. NCBI's taxonomy places the organism in Eukaryota, Viridiplantae, Streptophyta, Magnoliopsida, Solanales, Solanaceae. The transcript is spliced from 2 exons. The record is from RefSeq and is a predicted model, not a curated record. Bases 45 to 632 code for a protein of 195 amino acids.
CUUAAUUUCUUUAUAUCAAAUUAAUCUCAAUAGAUUAAUUAAAGAUGAUAUUAAUAAUCAAAUUUAGAAUAACAUUAAUUAUUUAUAUCAUAAGUUUUAUCUUUCUUGCUUCAGGUUCGGAGGUUUCCAUCAAGCCCACAAGUGAUAGCCUUUCAACAAAAAAGAAGGAAAAGUGCACUUAUUUUGUGACAAUAGAGACAACAUGUACAAAAGGUGCAGACACCACAGAUCAUGUAAGUCUAAGGUUUGGUGAUGAAAAUUCCAAUGACAUUUUAGUGAACCAUUUGAAUUCUAAACAUGUUAGAAGAGUUGAUCCAUUGGAACCACAAGUUCUUGAUGACAUCCCAAGAAAACCAUUUCAAUCUUGCAUGAUUGAUCAAUUUCAAGUCACUGGUCAAUGUGUUAAAUCACCAAUUUGUUAUUUAUAUCUUAAAUUGGCUGGAAGUGAUGAUUGGCGUCCUGGUUUUGCUCAAGUUCAAGUCUUACAAGGACCUCAUUUUAGCUCAAAUAUGUUUUAUUUUCGACGAUAUUUGCCUCGUCGUGUAUGGCAUGGAUUGGACCUUUGUGAUACACAAGUGACACCUUUUGGGUUAAAACGUAAGAGAAAUGUUUUUGGAGAUGAAGGUCCGUAGAUUUUUCUGUGUCGUGUGAAAAGAUGAAGGUCCGUAGAUCUUUCUGUGUCUUGUGAAAAUUAUGAAAAUAAAAUAUGAUAAUUUUAAACUUGUAAUGUACUUUGAGUAAUUGAAUUUGUAUGUAUAGAGAUAGAUUCUCCUUUUUAAAAUCACAUUUCGUUUAAAAGGAAGUAAUUUGAAUCAUUGUUAUUUGAUUCAAUUCUGUUCUAAAAAGUUGAGGUACUUCGAAUUGUUUGUUGACAUGGACAAAGCCAGGGAAAA